Molecule: messenger RNA, 1478 nt
Organism: Fragaria vesca subsp. vesca
Lineage: Eukaryota; Viridiplantae; Streptophyta; Magnoliopsida; Rosales; Rosaceae
Exons: 2
Coding region: 50-1093 (347 amino acids)
Source: RefSeq, a predicted model, not a curated record
GCUCAGAAAUCUGAAAGCUGCCAGAACUGGAUCUAAAGCUAUUACAGUGAUGUGGAAACGUGGAAACAAAUUGAAACAAUAUUAUGUGCCUCAGAACCGUUUCGUUGCAUUUCUGGUUGUGUCUGUGACAUUGGUUACCGUUGUUUUCGUAUUGUUGUUUCGCAACACUGAUCAAAAGCCAACUUCAGUACUUGGACUUCGAAUGGAAAAAUGGAACAGCUUUGAGUUAUCGGUGCAACUAUCUCAGACUGUAGAGUUCCGGAAUGGAACAGAUUUAAUAUGGCAAAUACCAGAUUCACCUAAAGCAGUCCUCUUUCUGGCUCAUGGCUGUGAUGGUAGAGCUGCUAACUUUUGGGACAAGUCUUCUACCUGCCCAAACUGCGUUGGUUUGCCAGAAGAAAGACUAAUUGCUCUUCAUGCUCUUGCUCGAAAGUUUGCUGUUCUUACCAUAUCAAGUAGAGGGAGGUGCUGGGCUUUCGGGAAGGAAAUGAUUACUGUUAAGGAUAUUAUAACAUGGUGGGUUAAGAAAAACAAGCUUGAGAAACUUCCUCUUGUGGCUUUGGGUGCCUCUUCUGGGGGAUACUUUGUCUCUGUGCUCGCCACCGAGUUAAAGUUCAGUAGUAUUACACUUAUGAUUGCUGAAGGGAUGUUUGAUCAAAUAGAUAUAAAUGAGAACUAUCCUCCUACACUAUUUGUGCACAUGCCUAAAGAUCAAUUUAGGCAGAGAAAGAUAGCCGGGUAUAUGGAAGUUUUGAAAAAUAAUGGUGUUGAUGUUGGAGAGAUCAAGUGCAUGGAGUUUCCCUUGACACCAUAUGUCUUGGCUAAUAGAAUCCCAGGUCUUGAUCAGUCUGUUUCUGCUAAGCUCUUUGAACUCUUCCGCCAUGAGGGAUUUAUUGAUGAGAAUGGAUAUAUGAAGAAUGAUGGCCGCAGAACACAUUGGAAAGAAGCUGCAAGAAAGAGUAAUAUCAUUUCUCCAGACAAGCAGCUAGCCCAUUACAUCCAGGAGGAGUUAAAUCUUGCAUUCGCAUUCCAUGAAAUGACAAGCUUACACUCUGACAAGAUCUUCAAAUGGUUUGAAUCUCAUAUGAGGUGACUGAUUGUCAAUUUUCUUGUCCUCUGCCUUGACCAGUGUUGUGAAUCGGCUAGAAUCUGCAGUAAAUGACACACGCUGCUUAUUUUCUAAAUUUUUGUUCAUGGUGGAAACUGGGAAGGGAUUUGAAACAAUGCAUGUUAAGUUAUCUAUUGUAUCGAUCAGUGAUGAAGUCAACUUGACGAAAAUGUGCAUUGCAUUAGCUCAUCAAGCUUGAAAGGUAGCAUACUGAAGACUGACAUUUUUAGGUGAAGUUUUACUGUCCUUGAGAAGAAGAACAAUAAUACAAUAUCAUGUGCAAACGAAUUUUUCUCUUUACAUGAUGUGGAAAUAAGAAUGAUAUAUAAAGUGGUUCCUGUUCAAUAUGAUAUUGCUCUUUUGCUUUGUC